CUUACCUUUAUAGUCAGGGCUUUGGCCGUUUCCAGUAGAAACAAAGGAGCAGAGUAUUUUUGUCUUGGAGGGUGCAAAUUUAUCUGGGGAGCCAUCUUGGUGCUGAGUCAUAGCUACCCCUUAUGACAUCACAGGUCCUUCACAUUCUUUGUGCUCAUGCCAGAAACACAGACCUAAGGGGAUUUGACCCAUCUAUACCUAAUCCAUGUGGGGCCGAUGGAGGAAAACGAGCCAGAAAAUACUGUAGAACAUACGAAUGAUGAGCCCCAGCAGAAAGGGAAACCAACUCAUUCAUCUUCAACACCACACUCAGAGCAGGUGGAGGCUAAAUCGAUCGAACGGGUUGAAACAAAAGGAGUGAGCGAUACCGCUGGGAGAUCUAGAGAAAUUCCAGGGAAACAGAAUGAGCGUCCUACUAGUAAGACAAGUGUCGUGAGGAUCCAGGCUUGGUGGCGUGGCACCUUGGUGCGCAGGACGCUGCUGCUCGCAGCCCUCAGCGCCUGGGUCAUUCAGACUUGGUGGAAGGAGAAGCUGAUGGAGCAGAUGGAAAAGAGGCGGCGGACGGCACUGGAGAACUUUGCCCGGAAGGAGUGGGCGGCGGUCAGCCUGCAGUCCUGGGUCCGCACGUGGCGCAUUCGGAGGCGCUACUGCCGGCUGCUGCAGGCCGCCCGCAUCAUCCAGGCCUACUGGAGGUGCCACUCCUGCGCCUCCCGGGGGCUCAUCAAGGGCCACUACAGAGUGACAACUGAUCAGCUGUGUCUCGAGCUGGAGAUCUUGCUGGGCUCUGGGCCUUGUAUCCUGACGGAGUCUAUUCCUCUCCCAAUAAAUCAAUGAAGCGGU
Erinaceus europaeus (western European hedgehog) is the source of this 840-nucleotide messenger RNA. RefSeq names its product IQ domain-containing protein F1. The transcript is spliced from 4 exons. The record is from RefSeq and is a predicted model, not a curated record. NCBI's taxonomy places the organism in Eukaryota, Metazoa, Chordata, Mammalia, Eulipotyphla, Erinaceidae. Gene Ontology annotation, molecular function: calmodulin binding. The coding region runs from base 217 to 834 and encodes 205 amino acids.